AUGGGAAUGAAGAGUAAUGAGAGUGUUGACCUCUUCUCUGUCUACCUGACUGGCAUCCCAGGACUGGAGGCCCAACAUGUCUGGCUCUCCAUCCCUUUCUUUACCAUGUACAUAGUGGCCAUUGUGGGCAACAGCUUAAUCAUGGCAGCGGUACAGGCGGACUCUGCCCUACAUGAGCCCAUGUACCUGUUCCUUUCCAUGUUGGCCAUCACUGAGGUGGGUGUCUCCGUGUCCACAUUGCCCACUGUCAUGGGUAUUCUUUGGUUUGAUGCCCGCAGGGUUAACUUUGAUGGUUGUUUGGCCCAGAUGUUCUUUAUUCACACAUUCUCCGGCAUGGAGUCAGGUGUCCUGUUGGCCAUGAGUUACGACCGCUUUGUAGCCAUCUACAACCCACUGCGCUACACAGCCAUCCUGACCCUGCCACGUAUCAUCUCCAUGGGCGCAGGGAUUACACUGAAGAGUGUGGCGCUCAUGGCUCCGCUUCCGGUUCUUCUGAGGCAACUGCCCUAUUGCCACAUUAACAUCCUCUCCCAUUCCUACUGCCUCCACUCGGACCUGAUCCAGCUGCCCUGUGCUGAUACCAAGCUCAACAGCCUCCUGGGCUUGUCCAUCGUUCUGGCCACGUUUGGACUGGACUCUCUACUUAUCGUGGUUUCUUAUGCACUAAUUCUUUACACAGUGCUGGGCAUUGCUUCUGGGGAAGGACGGAAGAAGGCACUCAACACGUGUGUGUCACACAUUUGUGCGGUCCUUGUGUACUAUGUGCCUAUGAUUGGCGUGUCGGUCAUGCAUCGCGUGGCUAAGCAUGCUUCACCCAUGGCCCACACCCUCAUGUCCAGCAUUUACCUCUUUGUGCCACCGGUGCUCAACCCUAUUAUUUACAGCAUUAAGACUCGCCCCAUCCGACAGGGAAUAGUCAGCUUAUUCUGCAAGAAGGAAUCAGUCUGA
Molecule: messenger RNA, 948 nt
Organism: Perognathus longimembris pacificus (Pacific pocket mouse)
Lineage: Eukaryota; Metazoa; Chordata; Mammalia; Rodentia; Heteromyidae
Product: olfactory receptor 51I2-like
Exons: 1
Coding region: 1-948 (315 amino acids)
Biological process (GO): G protein-coupled receptor signaling pathway
Cellular component (GO): membrane
Molecular function (GO): olfactory receptor activity; G protein-coupled receptor activity
Source: RefSeq, a predicted model, not a curated record